AUGAAUGCAGCACAUUUACUUCUUGGAAGACCUUGGCAAUACGACGUACGUGCUGUUCAUAAUUGUUUUGAGAAUACAUACACCUUUUUUAAGGAUGUCAAGAAGAAAACUUUAGUUCCUUCUCAAUCUACAGCUAUUUAUAGGGAGCAUAGUGAUGGCAAGACAAGCGCUCUAGUGGCAAGCUUGGUAAAUCAGUUACAAGCACAUUCUCUUAGUUCACAUGAAGAGUCUAAGCAUAUGAUAGUCAUACCAGAAAAGGUGAAAUCAUUGAUCAAUCAGUUCAUUGGUUUAUUUCUAGAUGAACUACCAAAAUCUUUGCCUCCCUUAAGAGAUUUACAACACCAGAUAGAUUUCAUUCCAGGUGCAUCUCUGCCUAAUUAUGCUCAUUACAGAUUAAGCCCAAAAGAGCAUGAGAUUUUGCAAGGACAAGUAAAUGAUUUAUUGGAAAAAAAAAAGGUUUGA
Molecule: messenger RNA, 462 nt
Organism: Papaver somniferum (opium poppy)
Lineage: Eukaryota; Viridiplantae; Streptophyta; Magnoliopsida; Ranunculales; Papaveraceae
Exons: 1
Coding region: 1-462 (153 amino acids)
Source: RefSeq, a predicted model, not a curated record